UGCUGCAAGCUCUGCUAUGGCUUCGUUUCACAGCGUUUAGAUUAGGGCAACUAGUUUUAGUUUAGAAAUAAAUAAAAAGUCUUGUAUUUAUAAACAUGCCAGUCUGCUUUCAAUAAUCUACACAAUAAUAGUUCUGCUAUGCUCAUAUUUACAAGAUUAGGUGCAGUGAAAUACGGUUUGUAGAUCAUCUAGUUUGAUGUCGUAUAGUUCAGUUGUUUUACUUUCUUGAUAUUUGGUGUCGUUUCUGUGAAACAUAUAAAUAUUUAAUUGUUUAUCAAUAGUUGUAAACUAAGGGUAGAUUAGUUUUGUGUUUGAUUUGACAAUAAUUCUCUAUAAAUCGUGUGUAACUGCUUCAAACAAUCUAACUAGGCUAGUUGUUGUCAAUUAUUGUAACCUGCUUUGUUCACACAGUUUAUGUCAAGGGACCAGUUAAAUUUGAUCAGUCAAAAUUAGGAUUACGGUAACUAAUUCGAAUCGCCCUCCUAGGAGUUUGGGUAGUGGCACUUAUGCAACAAAUAACGUUUUAUCGUCCACCGAACAGCAAUCCAUGCGAGGUUUGCUGGAUAAUCAGACCGAUUUCGGCAUGGAGACCGAGUCUAUAAAAUCGGCUCUCAGCGAACAAAGUUCCAAGUCGAAACGCUCAAGAUCUCACAACCAUCGGUCGAGUCAUCGCAAUCAUUCUCAUCGUAAUAACAGUUCACUGUUUGAAAGAGGGGAACACCUUCACCGGAAAGGAGGGGACAUGGCCCCGUUUCAGACGGCUGUCACUAUGAGCCCAGAUGACGGCCAAGAGGUUAUCGAGGUGCAGAUAUUACCUCAGGACGAAAACUGGGGCGAGAACACGACAGCAGUGACGGGGAACACGUCUGAACAGAGCGGCGGCUCCGUGGAGGACGUGGGGUCCGCGGCCGGGGGUGGCGGCUGGGGGGGCGCCUACCCCGAUGAGGGGGGUCUGGCCUUUGUGUGCCAGCGCUAUGUGGGCACUGUUAUGUCGGCCGUCAUUUCCAUGGCAGCCUUCCUCAGUCCGGUCGCUAUGGUCGUCCUGCCCAAGAUUGGUGUGCUACCGGAAAUGUCGAGUCUGAGCGGUGGCCGCCUAUUGGCUUGCGGUGCCGAAUGCCGCGGUGUGCUGGUGUCUCUAGUCAUCAAGUUGGCACUGCUACUAGUGGGCGCGUGGGCUCUGUUCUGGCGGUCGCCCUCGGCCACAAUGCCUCGCCUGUUCCUGUUGCGUGCGGCUGUCUUGCUGCUGGUCGUCGUCACCACCAUUGCCUACUGGCUGUUCUAUCUGGUGCAGAUCACUGAAGGUGUGAGAGCAGCAGUAACAGGUGAGCCAGGCGUGGAGUACCGUGCGCUGGUUGGGUUUGCCUCGAGCCUUACUGAGACCCUGUUGUUUGUGCACUAUGUGGCAGUUGCUCUGCUGGAGUUGCGGCAUCUGCAGCCCACCUACUAUGUCAGGGUCACCCGGAGUCCUGACGGCGAGUGCAGGAGUUAUGCUAUAGGUCGGCUGAGCAUACAGCGAGCGGCCGUUUGGCUACUGCAACGCUACUACUGCGAGUUUCCUAUCUACAACCCCUAUCUGGACAGACCUCCCACUUCGUCCAAGUCCCGCCACGCCAAGGCGUCAUCGUUCAAGUACUAUGAUGUCGACAGCAAUAUGCAGAUGGCGUCGGGCGGUCGAGUGGUGGGUGGUCGCGGAGGCAGUAGGCGUGACUCGUCGCACAACGAGCGCUUCUAUGAGGAGCACGACUGGGAGCGCCGCGUCAGGAAGCGAAGGGCCAGGCUGAUAUCGGCCACAGAGGACGCCUUCACGCACAUCAAACGCCAGCCGCAUCUCAUGAAUACAGGUGGCGGCGUGUUAAUGGAACCGGAGGAAGCAGCAGCUGCGGUGUUCCCUGGGUUGGCCCGGGCACUGCAGAAGUAUCUGCGAGUCACCAGACAGCAACCUUGGCAUUCGCCUGACAGCAUUUUACAGCAUCUGGCGCACUGCCUUGCUCACGACCUGUCGCCACAGGCAUUCCUACAGCCUUACAUGCAGCCGGCGCCCGUGCUGAUGAACGAAAAGGAGCGCGUACCUGUGCAGACGUGGUCGCUGGUGUGCGGCGAGCUGCUGUCGCGCCCGCUGCGCCCCGGCUGCUCGUUCCAGCUGCGACAGAAGGACGUGUCGCUGCUCUGCCAGGUGGUCGCACUGCCCCACCUCAACCUCACCGAGGAGGUCAUCGACCCCACCAGCAACCGGUUUGUUCUACGGUUGAACUCGGAGACGUCCGUUUGACGGCCGCCAAGGGGUGGGGGGUAGGCUAGUGAGUGAGUAAUUGUUGGUUCGAGUGGUCGAGGGUCUGGUUCAAAGAAAAUUUACAAGUCCUGUUCUAUAGUAGCUGCACCAGGAGAUAAAAUUAAGAAUCAAAUUAAUCUUGAGAUAAAAACAGUUGUCAAUCAAUAUUGAGAAUGUGUAGAAACAAAUGCAAGAAAAGCUCCUGUUGCUUUUAGAGAGUUCAGUGGAUAUAAUAGCAUACAUUUAAUUCUAAAAUUAUCCAAAAUUUCUAAAUAACAGGGGCGCCUUGUCGUUUAAAACUCCAAAAUUCUGAAAUCGAAUUGUAUGCACGGCUAAGGCAAGCAUUUUUUUUUGUUGAAUCUAAGACUUGUAAAUUUCUUUGAAACUAAUCCUUGUCUAUCUGAAAACAGUGGGCCCUCUAGCAAUUAAAGGAUAAAAGCAGUACAGCAGAUUACGGUUGAGAGGUUAUAAACAGUACAGUGUUAAUCCAGCAAUGUGUCUUAGUGAGGUUUUAAGAGUUUUUUUUGUAUUGACAUUCAAUCGAUGGCGAGGCAUCAUUUUUAUUUGAUUUGACGGAAUUUAUUCAAUUUCAAUUUUAUGACAAUAGCAUAAUUGAAUUCAUUAUUGACUUCAGUGAACUACUGAAAAAUUAGCAUUCCAUAAUUAUCAUACUCGUUAAUUGAAAAGUUAAUUUUUAUUUUUGUAAAUUUUUACCUACUAUAGUAGGUAGCUUACUACUAUUAUUAUUCCUUAGCGAUACAGCUCAUUCAAAGCCUUGACCUCCUUCAAGAAGCCUCUCCAUUCGUCUCUAUUGGCAGCCGUACGUCUCCGUCUCCAUCCCCUGAUACCCAGUUUAUUUUUCAUGUUAUUCGGUCCCAAUCAGAUGCUUUUUUACUUUCCUUGCCCUAUUACCAUAGGUAAGGAAAGUAUUGCUUUCCAAAAAAAAUUAAGGUACACCAAUUUCUAAAUUUUUGUGAUCGUGUACAUAACACCCAACAAUUUAUUACUGUAUACUUUCCACAGUUAGUAUUUCCAUUGUUUAAUUAUUGGUUAUAAUGAUUACAAAUCAUUCCUACAUAAUGCCUCGUCAUCGUUGAAUAGGAAAUUAUGUGCAAACCAAAGCUGAUGUAAGCUAUGAAGAUUUAGUAAGAUGUUCGGUUUGGAUUUAUAAUUGGAACAUACUAGAUAAUAUAAUAUUCAAUAUUAAUAUAUUAUUAUAGUAAUACUUUUCCUAUAUUUGUCAAAUCAACAAUAAGUUACAUUACCCUGAUUAUAUAGGGUGAUUCAAAAAGGGCUUUACAACUUUGAAAUUUCAUAUAAAUCUUAUUAAACAAGGUACAGAGCUGGUUUUGAUGUUGUUUUAAAGGAAAACACUUCAAGUUUUUUUCCUUGAACUAAAGAUGUUCUAUGUGACUUCCCUGCAGACAUCCAAUCGAUAGUCGAUUAUCGAAUCGAUAGUCGAUUAUCGAAUCGAUAGUCGAUUAUCGAAUCGAUAUUUCUUUCCAGACACGCACUAGCAUUUCAGGUGUAACUUGCUCAACAGCAGCGCAAAUCCUUGCUCUAAGCUCAGGUAGAGUGGCUGGUAAAGAAGGUACGUACAGUACACCAUAUCUUUUAUGAAAUCCCACAAGAAAAAAUCCAGCGGUGUUAGGUCUGGGGAACGAGGUGGCCAUGCAAUUGGCGCAUCACGGCCAAUCCACUGAUUUGGAAAGCGGUAAUUAAGAAAAUCCCGGACGUCAGUCAGAUACUGUGGUGAUGCGCCAUCUUGCAUAAAGAAAAAAUUUCGUUCACAGUCAUCCUCAUCGAUCUGUGGUAUCAGAAAUUUUUGCAACAUAUCAAGGUACACUAUGCCGUUGUUGCUGUAUCUCUUGGAAAAAAGGCCCGUACACUUUCCUCUUAGUCAACGCACAAAAAAACGUUCACUUUAUGGCUAUCACACACAUGUUGCAGUGUGUCACUGGACCAGGCAAUAGCGGACUUAAAACUUGAAGUGUUUUCCUUUUAAACAACACAAAAACCAGCUCUGUACCUUGUUUGAUAAGAUUUUAUGAAUUUUCG
Molecule: messenger RNA, 4327 nt
Organism: Nilaparvata lugens (brown planthopper)
Lineage: Eukaryota; Metazoa; Arthropoda; Insecta; Hemiptera; Delphacidae
Gene: Vang
Product: vang-like protein 2
Exons: 9
Coding region: 548-2269 (573 amino acids)
Biological process (GO): multicellular organism development; Wnt signaling pathway, planar cell polarity pathway; establishment of planar polarity
Cellular component (GO): plasma membrane
Source: RefSeq, a predicted model, not a curated record